Penicillium griseofulvum is the source of this 933-nucleotide messenger RNA. RefSeq names its product bestrophin family protein. NCBI's taxonomy places the organism in Eukaryota, Fungi, Ascomycota, Eurotiomycetes, Eurotiales, Aspergillaceae. The record is from RefSeq and is a predicted model, not a curated record. Gene Ontology annotation, molecular function: chloride channel activity. The coding region runs from base 1 to 933 and encodes 310 amino acids. The transcript is spliced from 3 exons.
AUGCUUGUCUUCCGCAACCAAACAUCCUACAAUCGAUUCUGGGAUGGGCGAAACGGAAUGAACACACUCAACACCUGCGUGCGCAACCUGGUCCGCACAAUCGCAACAAAUAGCUACAGCUCGAAGCGGGGACCACCUACCGCUGAAGAGCGCGAGGAUAUCGAGCGUACUAUUCGAAUCCUCAUGGCUAUCCCGUAUGCCGUGAAAAAUCAUUUGCGCGCUGAAUGGAACGCUGCUUGGGUUUUUGGAAACUCUGUCGAUGAGCAUUUGAACAUGCAUCCAUCCACCCUUUAUAACCCUGAAUAUGCCAACCUGUUACCUGCGGGCCUUGAGGGUCAUGAAGAUGAGGGAUUGGGCCUUCCUUUCCAGUUGACCUUUUUCAUUGAUGGGUUUAUUAAGCGUGGCGAAGAACGUGAUUGGUAUUCUGCGCCUGGUGCUAGUCAAAUGCAGGCUCAGUUGAAUGCAUUGACUGAUGCAUAUGGAAGGAUGGAAACGAUCAAGUUGACUCCGAUUCCAGUGGCUCAUUUGAUUCACCAAAAACAAGUUCUCGCUCUGUUUGGCUGUGUUUUACCGUUUGCUAUGGUCGAUGAGAUGGGAUGGUGGGCCAUCCCCAUUGUCAGCCUUGUUAUCUUCACACUGUAUGGUAUUGAGGGAAUAGGCUCGCAGUUGGAAGACCCCUUUGGCUAUGACAGAAACGACAUCAAGAUGGAUGCUAUUGCCGGUGACUCCAAGACUGAGAUUGACGUUGUUUUGUCUGAGUGGCGCACGCACUCGAAAGCCAUGGAGACGUUAAAACAACAGCCCGCUGGUGCAGUUCACGGUAACCUUUGUUUAACACCUGACGGGCCUGAUUCUGGAAACGGAAUUGUGGACGAGAAGUACACGCCCCCAGACCUGUUCUUGAGGUUGAAGCCGAGUACUGCCUCAACUUAG